Molecule: messenger RNA, 4829 nt
Organism: Pogona vitticeps (central bearded dragon)
Lineage: Eukaryota; Metazoa; Chordata; Lepidosauria; Squamata; Agamidae
Source: RefSeq, a predicted model, not a curated record
UAUAUAUAUGUCGUAAUGAAAUGGUCUUUUAUUUUGCAGUUGGCAAAUAAGUAUUGGGCACCACAUGUCAAGAAAAAGCUACCUUUCGAGUCAAAGGUUAUUGAAGAUGUGUAUGAAAAAGAAAUUGUUAAGUCAAAGUUUGCUAUAAGGAAAAUUAUGCUACUUGAGUUUAGCCAGUACCUUGAAAAUUACUUGUGGGUGAACUAUUCUCCAGAGGCGUCCAGUAAAGCUUAUGUGAUGUCAGUCUGCUGCAUGGUGAAUGAAAAGUUCAGAGAGAACGUUCCAGCGUGGGAGACCUUCAAAAAAAAGCCAGAGCACUUCCCGUUCUUUUUCAAACGUGUGCUGGAAGCUUCCUUGGCUGAGAAUGACUGCCAGUUUUCUCUUCAAGAGCAAACCAUACUUCUCCUCUUCCUUGAUCACUGCUUUAAUAGUUUGGAAGUAGAUUUGAUCAGAGGGCAAAUCCAGCAACUCAUCUCCCUGCCAAUGUGGAUGGCCCUGCAGCCUGCUCGUCUAGAACUUGAACUGAAAAAGACACCAAAGCUUAGAAAAUUUUGGAAUUUGAUCAAGAAGAAUGAUGACAAAAUGGAUGAAAAUACAAAGGCACAGGCAUAUCAAGAAAGAAGAUUUCUGUCACAACUGAUCCAGAAGUUCAUCUCAGUGUUAAAAUCAAUACCCAUUUCAGGUCCUGUCUCUAUGGAUAAAGUCCACUAUUGUGAAAGAUUCAUUGAACUCAUGAUAGAUCUGGAGGCUCUGCUUCCAACACGACGCUGGUUUAAUACUGUACUAGAUGAUUCUCACCUUGUGGUGCAUUGUUAUUUAUCCAGCCUAGCUAAAAGGGAAAAAGAAGGCCAUCUUUUCUGUCAGCUUUUAGACAUGCUCAAGUUCUACACUGGCUUUGAAAUUAAUGAUCAGACGGGAAAUGCCUUGACAGAAAAUGAGAUGACCACAAUUCACUAUGAUAGAAUUACUUCCCUCCAGAGAGCUGCUUUUGCGCAUUUCCCAGAACUCUACAAUUUUGCGCUCUCAAAUGUGUCUGCUGUAGAUACGCGUGAUUCCCUAGUAAAACUUUUUGGGCCUCUAAGUCCCAAUACACUCCACCAGGUGGCCUCGUAUCUCUGCUUAUUGCCAGCCCUACCUGAAGGGGAAGAUACAAGCUAUGGAAAAGACGUUCUUCUGGAAUUAUUGGUGUCCCGGCAUGAACGUCGAAUUUCUCAAAUUCAGCAGCUCAAUCAGAUGCCUUUAUAUCCCACCGAGAAGAUUAUUUGGGAUGAAAAUAUUGUUCCAACUGAAUACUAUUCUGGAGAAGGCUGUCUUGCCCUUCCGAAAUUGAAUUUACAGUUUCUGACUCUUCAUGACUACCUCCUGCGAAAUUUCAACCUCUUUCGUCUAGAAUCUACUUAUGAGAUCAGACAGGACAUUGAAGACAGUGUCAGCAGGAUGAAGCCAUGGCAGUCUGAAUACGGAGGUGUCGUCUUUGGUGGAUGGGCUCGAAUGGCACAGCCCAUUGUCUCUUUCACAGUGAUAGAGGUGUCAAAGCCCAACAUAGGAGAAAAUUGGCCCAUGAGAGUCCGAGCAGAUGUGACGGUGAACUUGAAUGUGAGAGACAACAUCAAGGAUGAAUGGGAAGGUCUGCGCAAGCAUGAUGUGUGUUUUUUAGUUACUGUCCGACCCACACAACCUUAUGGUACAAAGUUCGAUAGAAGGCAACCGUUUGUUGAGCAGACUGGUUUGGUAUACGUCAGGGGUUGUGAAAUCCAGGGCAUGUUGGAUGAUAAGGGACGCGUCAUUGAAGAAGGACCAGAACCCAAACCAAGGCUUAAAGGUGACUCGAGAACAUUCAGAGUCUUCCUGGAUCCUAAUCAGUAUCAACAGGACAUGACCAAUACCAUCCAAAAUGGAGCCGAAGAUGUCUAUGAGACAUUUAAUAUAAUAAUGAGAAGAAAACCAAAAGAAAACAACUUUAAAGCUGUUCUGGAAACAAUAAGGAAUUUGAUGAACACAGACUGUGUGGUUCCUGACUGGUUGCAUGACAUUAUCCUGGGCUAUGGAGACCCCAGCAGUGCUCAUUAUUCAAAAAUGCCGAAUCAGAUCAACUGCCUGGAUUUUAAUGAUACUUUCCUCUCCAUCGAUCACUUGAAAGCCAGCUUUCCCGGAUACAACAUUAAAGUAACUGUUGAAGAUCCUCUAUUGCAGAUUCCUCCAUUCAGGAUAACAUUCCCAGUCAGAAGUGAAGCUGGAAAGAAACGCAAAGAGAAUGAUGGAGAAAAAGUGGAAGAUUCCAAAACUUUAAUUGUUGAGCCACACGUUAUCCUCAACAGAGGACCUUACCCAUACAAUCAACCCAAACGCAAUACAAUUCAAUUCACCCACACUCAGAUUGAAGCUAUACGAGCAGGAAUGCAGCCUGGGUUGACUAUGGUUGUGGGACCACCUGGUACUGGGAAAACUGAUGUGGCAGUGCAGAUCAUAUCAAAUCUCUAUCAUAAUUUCCCUGAACAGAGGACUCUUAUUGUUACACAUUCUAAUCAGGCCUUGAACCAGCUGUUUGAAAAAAUCAUGGCUCUAGACAUUGAUGAGCGUCACCUCCUGCGUCUUGGUCAUGGAGAGGAAGAACUGGAGACAGAGAAAGACUUCAGCAGAUAUGGAAGAGUAAACUAUGUCCUAGCUCGGAGACUGGAGCUUCUGCGGGAAGUUGGCCGAUUACAGGAGAGUUUGGGUGUCCCAGGAGAUGUUUCCUAUACAUGUGAAACAGCCGGCCACUUCUUCUUAUAUCAAGUAAUGUCUCGUUGGGAAGAAUAUAUGAGCAAAGUGAAAAUUAAAGGCAGCAAACCUCCAGGUGUGGCUGAUAUCAGCAGCUUCUUUCCUUUUCACCAGUAUUUUGCAAAUGCCCCUCAACCGAUUUUUAAAGGUAGAUCUUAUACUGAAGACAUGGAAAUUGCAGAAGGGUGUUUUAGACAUAUCAAGAAGAUAUUUACUCAACUCGAGGAAUUCAGGGCAUUCGAACUACUACGCAGUGGGCUGGACAGAUCCAAAUACCUGCUUGUAAAAGAAGCAAAGAUCAUUGCAAUGACUUGUACGCAUGCUGCUUUGAAACGUCAUGAUUUGGUCGAGUUGGGUUUCAAGUAUGAUAACAUCUUGAUGGAAGAGGCUGCUCAGAUACUAGAGAUUGAAACUUUUAUACCACUUCUCUUACAGAAUCCACAGGACGGGUUCAGCCGAUUGAAAAGAUGGAUUAUGAUCGGGGACCAUCAUCAGUUGCCGCCAGUCAUUAAAAACAUGGCUUUUCAAAAAUAUUCCAACAUGGAACAGUCUCUUUUUACUCGUUUUGUUCGUGUGGGAGUGCCAACUGUUGACUUGGAUGCCCAAGGAAGAGCAAGAGCAAGUCUAUGUAAUCUUUACAACUGGCGUUACAAGAACCUGGGUAACUUGCCCCAUGUACAACUCUUGCCUGAAUUCAGAACGGCAAAUGCUGGUUUCUUGUAUGACUUCCAGCUGAUAAAUGUAGAGGAUUUCCAUGGUGUUGGAGAAUCAGAACCCAAUCCUUAUUUCUAUCAGAAUCUUGGUGAGGCCGAAUAUGUUGUUGCCCUGUUCAUGUAUAUGUGCCUGCUUGGAUACCCUGCAGAAAAAAUAAGUAUCUUGACAACAUACAAUGGACAGAAACACCUGAUCCGGGAUAUAAUUAAUCAGCGUUGUGGGAAUAAUCCAAUCAUUGGAAGACCAAACAAGGUGACAACUGUAGACAGGUUUCAAGGUCAGCAAAAUGAUUAUAUAAUCCUCUCCCUUGUGCGAACGAAAGCAGUUGGACAUUUGAGAGAUGUUCGGCGUCUGGUGGUUGCUAUGUCAAGAGCCAGACUUGGGCUUUAUAUCUUUGCAAGAGUAUCACUGUUCCAGAACUGCUUUGAGUUGACCCCAGCUUUCAGCCAGCUCACAGCUCGCCCUCUCCAACUACAUAUAAUUCCCACAGAGUAUUUUCCAACAGCUCGGCAGAAUGGAGAACAUCCAUCUCAUCAAGUGCACAUUAUAAAGAAUAUGCCCCAAAUGGCUAAUUUCGUAUACAAUAUGUAUAUGCAUAUGAUACAAACUACUCGUCAACACAGACAGCAGGAUUUCUUGCCCCCUCCGGCAUUUGUUGAAGAAAGUGAAACACUUCGGUCUCAAAAAGGUGAAAUAAUUCAGAGCAAGGAAGCUGAAAUGGAAACAGAAGCUGAAAUCAGAACCACAUCAUUGGAAACUGCAGAAGAGAAUACUUUGGAAGAGAAACAAAAAGCAGGAGAGGGAGAGGAAGAGCAUCGGAAAAUGCCUGAACAUCCUGGGAGAGAUAGUGAUAGUGAAGACAGUGAAACAGAGGAGGGUGCUGAGAAAUGAACUUUUGUCUUUCAAGCACAAGCCUGAAAAAACACCUGCAUAUAAAGUUGCUAACAUAUCCACUCUUGCAGUGGGCCAAACUUCUACUUGACAGAAGUAAAUAGUAUGAUACUUGAAGUAUUGGCCAGAAUCCUAUUCGCAAUUUACCCGGUUUGCAUAAGGAAAAGUAAAUCUUAGCAAAUUGCUGCUCGUUAACCAGUUGCUGGUUGUGCUUAGGAUCACACACCCGGUUGCAGAGUUAAGUGCAAGCAGCUUCUUAAUGAGCGGCACAGCGAGCAGCUUGGUAAUGUCUGGCAAUUUGCGCACUAAGAGUUUUGCAAUUUCUCUUAUUCAAUCUUUAAAUAGCUAAUCUUGAACAUAAACAUAAGGAGCCAUUGAUGUGGUUGCAAUUGAAGUCUAUAGGCAGAAUUGUGUCUCUUUUUUUUACUUGUAUAUGCUGUAUUUAGUAAAACAUUUUUAGACUA